AUGAGGAAUUUAUUCUUGGUCCUCGUGAUCCUUGUCUUGCUCUCCUAUGUUCCACCAGUUCGAAGUGGAGUGAAUGCGUACAUAAGAAAACUCUUUGCUACGUGCUGGCGACUGAAAGGCUUUUGCAGGCCAACAUGUAGAAAAAAAGAAGAAUAUCAUAUUUUCUGUGAUACUGCAUAUCUGUGCUGCAUAGACAAAAAGGACUUACCUCCAGUGAUUGAGUCUCAGUGA
Molossus molossus (Pallas's mastiff bat) is the source of this 231-nucleotide messenger RNA. It is a transcript of the gene DEFB135, whose product is annotated as defensin beta 135. The coding region runs from base 1 to 231 and encodes 76 amino acids. The transcript has 2 exons. Gene Ontology annotation, cellular component: extracellular region. The record is from RefSeq and is a predicted model, not a curated record. Gene Ontology annotation, biological process: innate immune response. NCBI's taxonomy places the organism in Eukaryota, Metazoa, Chordata, Mammalia, Chiroptera, Molossidae.